AUGGAUGAUCUCAAUAUUGUAGUUUUCGGAGAUACUACGGUCUUCCAAGGGCCCGUCGUCCGGUAUGUUUCUGUCCAUUUUCCUGGUCAUCAUAUCAAGUUCGCCUGCCUUGCCUUUUCCAUCGUCCACCAGGCAGAAAUCAUGCCGCUGCCCAAACAAACUCAAGAUCUAAUAUUCGCACUUCAAGCGCUCGUUUUUCGACUCCGUCAGCUCAAGAAAGAACGGCAAGGCUACUCCAAAGCAAAACAUAGAGAGCUUGCGAGGCUGCUGAAAGAAGGCAGGGAAGAUUUCGCCCGAAUAAAGACUGAAGAUGUUAUUUCGAAUGAUAACCUGAUCGCCGCACUCGAGGUGCUCGAGCUACACUGCGAGCAGCUGCAGGUUCGGGCGAAUAUUUUGGACCAUCUUGCUUUUGGGCAGAAGAAAAACAAGACACCAGCAAGACACAAGGGCAGGACAGCAAGGGAGGUUAGAUCGAAAGGUUCUCCUGGAGGUGGAAAAACCGGCGAGGGGACCAAGCCUGCUACUGGAAGUGGUUGGGGGAUUUGGAACCUCUUUGGCUUCUCGUCAACAUCUUCUUCCUCACCGGCGGCCGCACCUCAGCAAGCAGUGGACAGGCCAUCGUCGCAGCAACUGGAUCAACACUUGGACGGGUCAGACGCACAAACUGAGCGCAAAGACGAAGAGAACACGGAAAAACAGUAUGACGUUUAUCUAGAUCCCGAGCUCGACCGUUCUGCAGCCGUGGUCUUCUACUCCUAUGCGCGGAUACCCCGCGACGUUCCAGGUCUAUUAGAGGUGAAGAAUAAAUUAGCUCUAAGAUGGGGGAGCGAUUUCGCUAGCAGAGCACAAGACGAUGAUGAUCUGCCAGUCGAACUACCAGAGAUAUUACUGGAUAGGUUGCGUGUCCGGAAAGCACCCGAGUCCCUGGUUGAGAGCUAUUUGAAUGAGAUUGCAAGGAGCCAUGGGAUACCUUACGGAGACGUGGAUAUAAAUGAGCAGCAAGAAACUGAGCAAGAAGAGACGUCAACGAAUGCCCGGCCCGUGGAAGAUAAACAGGUCGAAGGGCCCUCUGGAGAUUCUAAUGCUCGACCUGAGGCGAACACUAGCACGGCUGCAAAGGAGAUAGCGAGUAAACUUGGCGGAAUACCCGAAGUAGAUGAGCUCGCACGAAGGUUUGCUGCUUUGAAGAAGUGA
Microsporum canis CBS 113480 is the source of this 1194-nucleotide messenger RNA. Its product is annotated as DUF292 domain-containing protein. Lineage: Eukaryota; Fungi; Ascomycota; Eurotiomycetes; Onygenales; Arthrodermataceae. The transcript has 3 exons. The record is from RefSeq and is a predicted model, not a curated record. Gene Ontology annotation, biological process: protein transport. Bases 1 to 1194 code for a protein of 397 amino acids.